GCGGAGCUGGGAUGAGAUUCGCCGGAAGCCCAAGCUUCUGCUUCCGGGUCAGAGCCAUGGCGGUGGCAAAUUCAAGCCCUGUCAACCCCGUGGUGUUCUUUGAUGUCAGCAUUGGCGGCCAGGAAGUUGGCCGAAUGAAGAUCGAGCUCUUUGCAGACGUUGUGCCUAAGACAGCCGAGAACUUUAGGCAGUUCUGCACUGGGGAAUUCAGAAAAGAUGGGGUUCCUAUAGGAUACAAAGGAAGCACUUUCCACAGAGUCAUAAAGGAUUUCAUGAUUCAGGGUGGAGAUUUUGUUAAUGGAGAUGGUACUGGAGUUGCCAGUAUUUACCGGGGGCCAUUUGCAGAUGAAAAUUUUAAACUUAGACACUCAGCUCCAGGCCUGCUUUCCAUGGCAAAUAGUGGUCCCAGUACAAAUGGCUGCCAGUUCUUCAUCACCUGCUCUAAGUGUGAUUGGCUGGAUGGGAAGCACGUAGUGUUUGGAAAAAUCAUUGAUGGACUUCUAGUGAUGAGAAAGAUUGAGAAUGUUCCCACAGGCCCCAACAAUAAGCCCAAGUUGCCUGUGGUGAUCUCACAGUGUGGAGAGAUGUAAUCCAGAGCAAGACGGAAUCAGGCUUUACAGAAACCUCCAUGCGCUUGGAAUCAGCAUUCCACCUUCUCCACUUCACUCCCACAAUGUUUUGUGCUUUUGCAGCACUGGAGUGUUGGGUGUUUAAAUUUCUACCUUCAUCCCUAGACUGAAUUUAAGAGGCAGAAACUGGCGAACUAGUCCAUCCCCAGAAGAUCAUUGACGCUUAAUAAGGAAUGAAGGUGGAGGAUUUCAGCUACAGCAUGUGGCAACCUCAAUUAUAAAUCAAUUUUGAAACGUGGAUAGUAACCCCUAUUUCACGUGGCUAGUGUAAGGCUAAAAUGCAAGAAAAAUUCCUAGUUUGCUCAAUAAACGUGACUUGAAA
This is a messenger RNA of Myotis myotis, 951 nucleotides long. It is a transcript of the gene PPIH, whose product is annotated as peptidylprolyl isomerase H. Gene Ontology annotation, cellular component: intracellular membrane-bounded organelle. The record is from RefSeq and is a predicted model, not a curated record. Gene Ontology annotation, biological process: protein folding; protein peptidyl-prolyl isomerization. The transcript is spliced from 10 exons. NCBI's taxonomy places the organism in Eukaryota, Metazoa, Chordata, Mammalia, Chiroptera, Vespertilionidae. The coding region runs from base 12 to 590 and encodes 192 amino acids. Gene Ontology annotation, molecular function: peptidyl-prolyl cis-trans isomerase activity.